Messenger RNA from Jatropha curcas, 1975 nucleotides. RefSeq names its product metal transporter Nramp7.2. Gene Ontology annotation, biological process: iron ion transmembrane transport; manganese ion transport. Gene Ontology annotation, molecular function: cadmium ion transmembrane transporter activity; manganese ion transmembrane transporter activity. The record is from RefSeq and is a predicted model, not a curated record. Lineage: Eukaryota; Viridiplantae; Streptophyta; Magnoliopsida; Malpighiales; Euphorbiaceae. Gene Ontology annotation, cellular component: plasma membrane.
AGAGGAAAUGGGAGUUGAUUGAUGGCAUGCAAACAGUGUACAGAAACUAAAAACUGUACUCAACAUAUCAGAAAUUAAGAUCAAAUGGCGAGCUUAAGGCAAGAACAGCUCAGACUUGGACACAGCAACCGCAUAGCUGCUGUUAAUUUAGAGGGCCAGACCCCUUCUCCCGUUGAUCAUCAUCAUCAAAAGGACCCAAAUACUCACCAGAAACCUGGCUGGAGAAACUUCCUAUCAUAUGUAGGACCUGGCUUUCUGGUUUCUUUGGCUUAUCUUGAUCCUGGCAAUUUGGAAACCGAUAUGCAGGCUGGAGCAAACCACGGUUAUGAGCUUCUGUGGGUCAUUCUUAUUGGUUUGAUUUUUGCUCUCAUUAUUCAGUCUCUAGCUGCAAAUCUUGGUGUGAGUACAGGAAAGCACCUGUCUGAAUUGUGCAAGGCAGAAUACCCAAAAUAUGUCAAGCUUUGUUUAUGGUUACUAGCAGAGGUAGCAGUAAUAGCUGCAGAUAUACCAGAAGUGAUUGGAACAGCUUUUGCACUAAACAUACUAUUUAAUAUCCCAGUAUGGGUUGGAGUUCUGAUUACUGGCUGUAGCACUCUCCUCCUCCUCGGUCUACAGAGAUACGGGGUGAGAAAACUGGAAUUGUUGAUAGCAAUAUUGGUGUUUAUAAUGGCUGGAUGUUUCUUUGGUGAAAUGAGUUAUGUAAAGCCUCCUGCGGUAGAAGUGAUUAAAGGCAUGUUUAUCCCUAGACUUAAGGGCUCCGGAGCCACCGGAGAUGCCAUUGCUCUACUAGGUGCCCUCGUAAUGCCACACAAUCUUUUUUUACAUUCUGCUCUUGUGCUCUCUAGAAAAGUACCCAAUUCUGUCCGUGGCAUCAAUGAUGCUUGUCGAUUUUUUCUUAUAGAAAGUGGAUUUGCACUCUUUGUAGCAUUCCUAAUCAAUUUAUCAAUCAUCUCCGUCACAGCUACUGUUUGUUUGUCCAAAAAUCUCGCACCUGGGGAUGUUGAUCGAUGCAGCGAUCUUAAUCUUAACUCUGCUUCUUUCUUGCUUCAGAAUGUGCUUGGAAGAUCCAGCUCAACUAUAUAUGCCAUUGCAUUAUUAGCUUCAGGGCAAAGCUCCACCAUCACAGGCACUUAUGCUGGCCAAUAUAUAAUGCAGGGUUUUUUGGAUCUUAAGAUGAAAAAAUGGACAAGGAACCUAAUGACUAGGUGUAUUGCCAUUGCUCCUAGUCUUGUUGUCUCAAUUAUUGGUGGAUCUUCUGGAGCAGGCCGACUAAUCAUCAUUGCAUCAAUGAUACUUUCAUUUGAGCUUCCAUUUGCAUUAAUUCCUCUUCUCAAAUUCAGCAGCGGUUCUACCAAGAUGGGACCAUAUAAGAACUCGAUUUAUGUUAUUGUAAUUUCAUGGACUCUAGGGUUGAUGAUAAUUGGCAUAAAUAUAUAUUAUCUAAGCACAGGCUUUGUGGAUUGGCUAAUUCACAAUAACCUACCAAAAGUUGGGAAUGUGUUCAUUGGGAUAAUAGUAUUUCCUCUAAUGGCGAUCUAUAUUAUCUCAGUUAUCUACUUGACUUUUAGAAAAGACACUGUUGUGACUUAUAUUGAACCAGUAAAUGAUGAGCAAAUUGGCCAAGCUACCAUGGAAAGUGGGCUAAAAAAAUCUGGAGAUCCUUUGGAGAUAGAUCAUCAACUACCUUAUAGAGAGGAUUUGGCUGAUAUUCCACUUCCACAAUAAUUGGAGUUUCAAUUGCUUUUUCACUACGUAUGAAAUGUGAAAAAUGUGAAUUUGGUUGCUUAUUUCUUUUCCUCCUCUUCCUUUGUUUUAACCAUUUGUGUUCUCUUUCUUUUUUUGUCCCUUUCAAAUCCUUCUAUGUCUUGUCCAUGCUCUUGUGUAGCUUAAAUGUAAUAUUUUGUAGCAUUUCCGUUUUAAACAAUGCUUAAUAUAUUGUGUCUCAAAGGGGUAAUAUUCCCCUCUUUCUUUUUGA